UGUGUCUUUCGAGGCUGACGACUGCCGUAAAACCUCCGAAGAAGAAGAAAAACAUGACGCCAGUAGACGGCGAUUGCGUCAUCACGUAAAACGUGCAGCACAGAAGCAACAUGGCUCUGAAUGGAGAUGACGAGGACUUUGAGUGGGAGCCUCCAACAGAGGCAGAGAUGAAGGUGAUCCAGGCUCGCAGAGAGCGACAAGACAGAAUCAGUAAGCUGAUGGGAGGCUACCUGCUCCAGGGAUACAAGAUGCUGGGAGACUGCUGUGAUGUGUGUGGGACAAUUCUUCUUCUGGACAGACAGCAGAAGAUCUACUGUGUCUCAUGUCAGGAGCUGGACUCUGAUGUUGAUAAGGACAACCCAGCUCUGAAUGCACAGGCAGCAUUGUCUCAAGUGAGGGAAAGACAACUUGCAUCCCAGUCCCCCACACCGUCCCAGACUCCUGCCCUCAAUGGAGGCACCACCACCAGCAGCAGCAGCAGUCAGGCAAGUGUAACAGUCCCCAGACCGGAGCACUGCGAGGGGGCUGCUGCUGGAGGAAGAAACACCCUGCCUCCAGCGGCCGUUCCUGCUCCUGCACCUCCUGCCCCCGCCACAUCCCUGGCACCUGCUCGUCCUCCAGUUGUGGCACCGAUCGCUGCUGCCCAACCCGUGCUGCAAGAAGCGGAGGAAGCUGUUCUAACCAAACUCCGCUGGGCCACGAACCAGCUACAGAGUUCGGCCUCCCUGGAGGCGAGCAUUCAGCUCUGCACCCUCAUCGCCAGCUGUGCCAGCUCACUGCGCAGCCUCAAGGAACUCAGCCAGUAGCCCUCAUGGUGACGAUUGAAACCAUGAAUUAACAGGAACACUGUUUCAACUUGCCUCUGUCCUGGAGCACUGACUCUUGUUCGCUGCUUUGCGGCACUUCUCUUUGACUGAAUCCAUAAUUAGAGCUGAAUUCAAAUUGGUCAAGAAUUGCACUUGAACUAGGAUUAAAAUGUCAAACUUGCUCUCAUUGCUCUUCAGUUAACAGACUUUUACGGCUGGCAGAAAUAUGAUGUUAUAUGGUUUUGUAUGUUUAGGUUCCAAUGUGUCGACAUUUGACUGUUUAUUAUUCAUGCAUACGUAUAAGAACAGAACAUUACAAACGCUUCUUCAUCAUCUACAUUGAUUUAUGAUCAUCUGGCUGAUUAAACCUUUUAGAAUGAGACUAUUUAACAGUAAAAGACUGCUAACAUAGGUGAUUGCCUUCGUAUGAUUCAAAUCAUCUUCAAAUUUAAAUCUGGGAAUCAACAAAAUCUAUUUCUCUGUAGAAAUUAAAGCACUGUGUUUAAUUUGAAAACCACAAGAAACCCAGUCUACACAUGCCCUCUAAAUGUGUCUGCAUAACAUACAACAUACUACUAACUGCAAGUCGCUUGCCAAGACUGUGUGAUACUGAACCCACCCAUCAUCUGACCGAGUGAUAGAAAGACUCACUGUGUGCUUUCAGCUCUGAGGUUUGUGGUGAAUACAUAAUGGUUGUGCUGAUAAUCGACUUGAUUCAGUGACAAACAGAUUCUAGUGUUGGACUCGCUCUGCUUCACUCAGCAACCCAUCCUAAGCUAAUAAACCUGAUCCUCAUAUUAUGUUAAAGGGUGUUAGAGACGGUGGUUUUUAAGGCUGUUAGUUUGAGGAAAGCUUUGCCUGCAGUAUUUUUCUUUCCACUAGAGGGCACCAAAUGCAGAUGCCAUAAAGUAUGUUAACUGAGAAAUCGCUGUAUUUAAAAAAAGGACAUUUUUGAGGACCAAUAAAAAUGUAGUAAAUUGUG
Messenger RNA from Notolabrus celidotus (New Zealand spotty), 1788 nucleotides. RefSeq names its product zinc ribbon domain containing 2 (gene znrd2). NCBI's taxonomy places the organism in Eukaryota, Metazoa, Chordata, Actinopteri, Labriformes, Labridae. The transcript has 4 exons. Bases 111 to 806 code for a protein of 231 amino acids. The record is from RefSeq and is a predicted model, not a curated record.